AUGAUUUCUUCUUCUGUUCCUCAGACCCAACAGAUUUACAAUGGUCUCAGUUUAUGGGAAUUGGCUCACCUCAAAAUCUUACGGGGGGGGACUCAAUCUUAUCCUAUACAGCAAACCACACAGCACUUGGUUCAAGCUGAGGAUAAACUCGGCGAUUUUUCUCCUUUGCAGAAUCUUGCGAAUGUUCCACAGUGGCUUGAUGGAGCAUACCGCCCACCCAUAUCCUGCAGCCACUGCCGUAGACAUCGAUUGCAAUGUCUUAUACUCCGAACCACAGCAGCUAAUCCAAACCCUAUUAAUUCUUGCUCUAGCUGCGUGGCACUCUUCCGGGAAUGUAGUCUAGCCAAAGGCGAGAAACGACUCCCGUCUCGCUUUGAGACAUUUUCACCCGUACUCGGUCAUCUCCAUGGUCUGCCAGAGGACGCAGAAUAUGGCGCAGCUGACCAGCAGGAUUUUCCCGGUCAUGACCUCGCAGUAACCCAGGGCGUUGAUCUUGGACUUGAAAACAGAGAGGAACGCAAAGAUUCCAAACAGUUUGUCCGGAAAGGGGCCAGGGUCUUACGAGAAUGGUUUUAUCAAAACCAAGAGUACCCGUAUCCUACAGAUGCACAGAAAGAACAGCUUUCGACGGAAACUGGCUUCUCUCAAAGGCGUGUUUCGACUUGGUUUGCGAAUGCUCGUCGUAGACAAAAGCAAAAGAUCCAAUCAUCGAAACAAACUUCGAACUCACGUUCCCGUGCAGGCUCUCCGAUGGUUACCAGCACGUUGAGUUCAAUGACUCCCAUGGAACGCUGGAAAGCAUCACCACCUGAAGACGAGCCCAUUUUGGAAUCGGCCAUUCAAGAUGCCAUCGCCUCGGGCGUGGCAGACCCCGGUCCUGCGUUUGACCCGUUUCACUUCGAUGGAUCUGCGACAGACCUUUUCAAUCUGGAUAAAACAUCUUCACAUCUCGCCUCGUCUGCUUCUAGCUUUGAGAGUAGAGCCUCUGAGACUUCCGACAGUAUUUCCUCGGCCUGGAGCCAUCAAUCUGGAGAAGGAAAUAUACCCUUCCCGCUUCUUCCUAAAGCUCCAAGCACUAGACGACAGCGAGGAAGGCGACUUUCGGGAGCUGAAUGUCAAUACCAGUGCACAUUCUGCCCUUCAUCCUUCCGAAAGCGACAUGACUGGGCUCGGCACGAAAAAAGUGUACACCUUCAACUCGACUCGUGGAUCUGCACACAGAAUCUCGAUGAACUCAACCAACAAUAUAGCAGUUCUGUAUCCAACUGCUACUUUUGUGAUGCUCCCAACCCAACUCCCGCUCACUGGGAUGAACAUGAAUUUCACAUAUGUGCCGGAAAGCCGAUUGUGGAAAGAUCUUUUAGUCGAAAAGAUUAUUUAUGUCAGCAUCUCCGCAAAUUUCAUGCGUGUACCAAGCUUCCUUCUUCAGAUCUGGAUUUUUGGAGAGGUUCUGGCGGUGAUGUUGAGAGUCGUUGCGGGUUUUGCAAUCAAGAUCUUUCUACCUGGGCUUCCCGAGCUGAACACCUGGCGGCACAUUUCAAAAAGGGAGCCCGUAUGGAACAAUGGCAAGGUGAUUGGGGACUAGAUUUGUCGGCCAUGAACAUUUUGAGAAACGCUGUUCUGCCAUCACGACGAUCUUUUGUGUCGGGGUCUAUAUUAUAA
Messenger RNA from Penicillium manginii, 1662 nucleotides. RefSeq lists its product as uncharacterized. Gene Ontology annotation, molecular function: DNA binding. The transcript has a single exon. The record is from RefSeq and is a predicted model, not a curated record. NCBI's taxonomy places the organism in Eukaryota, Fungi, Ascomycota, Eurotiomycetes, Eurotiales, Aspergillaceae. Bases 1 to 1662 code for a protein of 553 amino acids. Gene Ontology annotation, biological process: regulation of DNA-templated transcription.